Messenger RNA from Coregonus sp. 'balchen', 24367 nucleotides. The record is from the annotation of a GenBank genome assembly. NCBI's taxonomy places the organism in Eukaryota, Metazoa, Chordata, Actinopteri, Salmoniformes, Salmonidae.
AUGUCGGAACAAGAUUUGGCAGAGAUGGUACAGAUAGCAGUGGAGGACUUGGGCCAGGGUGACCAGACUGGUAAGAUCUAUAUUACAGACCACAAAGCUCUGUCCAAUCACCAUAACUAGGGCCAUGUGACCUGGCCAGGAAAACCAUUAGGGGGAAAUUGCUGGCUCAAGAUAAAUGUCAUGCUCAUCCCUCCGAAGUUGUCUCUUUACAACCAUUUGCCUGUAUUGUAAAGGAAGGGUCACCACUGACUGACUAUCCAUUGGCUAAUGGUUCAGCUUUACUUCUGGCUUAAGUUGUUUUAUCUUGAUGGUAGUUAUGGACCAUUUGGGUACAUUUGGUUAAAUCGCUUGAUUUGGAAGAGCUACUUAUAAGCAGCAACAGUGCAUCUGGUAGUUUUUUCAUGAUUGUGUGUAUGUUUUACUGUGCGUGACUGCAUUUGGGAUUUGUUUUAGAUGUGUUGGACAAUCAUGAAGAUUGUGAUGACAAGCCUGACAGGAAAAGGCCAAGGGUGGACAACGGCUCCCAGGAUGCAUCUCUAAAGGUAUGUUGCUGUGAGAGAUUGGAUUCAGUAUGUACUUCCAAACUGAAUCAGUCAUGUGAGCAUGUCCGCUUGUUUGUCCUAUGAAAAUAUAUCAUACAUUGCAUUUAUAAAGGCCUACUGUAGUGAUUUUUACAAGGUCUCUAAGCUCUCUGCUUUUUAAGAGGGGAGCUCACUUCAUCAACCACCAAUGUGUAACAUGUAGCACCCACCUUUUCUUACGCACACGCAAUGAACUUUCUCUCCCUCUGCCUCUUUCCCCCUUCCUCUCUCCAGACCUUGUUGUACUCCAUCAGCCAGACGAUCUGCCAGCGUCUGGACAACAUGGAGGCCAAGCUGCAGGUGGUGGAGGCGACGUGCCGGGCCCUGGAGAGGAAGCUGGAUGCCGUCGUCAACAAGAACCAGGCGCCCAUCCAGGUCCCCAUGGUGGCCGGUUCCCCUCUGGGGGCCACCCAGACCUGGAAUAAAGUGCGCUGGUGAGUUGAGGUUUGGACCUGGGCCUAUAUUAAUUAGGGCACACCGUAGCAGGCCAUUUUGCAACUGACAAUUUGGACAAGUUGAGGUAGUCUUUCCCUGUCGUUUUCUUCCGCUUGGUGCCUAAUGAAUACGACCCUGGUUAGGACUGGGGAUUGUAGUGGGAUAAAACGCUGGGACUGGUCAGGGUGAGUUGAGGGUGGUACACUGGGGGACAAUGACAAUGGUUGACUUGUGCUUUAUGAGGGUUAUGGAGUUGUGGGGGAGUACUCAUUCUCUUACAAGUGAGUGCUAGAGUAGAAUGCGCCUAUUCCCAUGAAGACAAUUUGACACUGGAGCCUGUUGAGGUAUUUGACAAUGAAGAAUUCCCCGUCUGCCCCUGCAGUGUUGUUCCACAGACCAAUGUGAUAGUGAGCCAAGACCGACCAAAGGGCCAGGAGGAGCCAGUAGCUCGAGGGGCAGAUUCCCUGGAGAACCUCCUUAGCAAGUGAGUGAUUGACACCUGUUUUCUUCUGUCAUCAUGCAGAAUGUAGAAUUGAGUAUAGAACAAACACUGUUGUGCACGAAACUGUGAUCCCCACUAAUGUUUAAUCUACACAGAACCCUCAUAAUACAAUGGUUCUCUGAACCCUGCAGAGUUUAGUGGCUCACACAGAACACAAUGGAACACAUAUCAGCUCGGCUCACAGGUCCCUGUGUUGGUACGUGGUUCUAACUCAGCCUGUGUGUGUUUCUAUGCGUGUGUGUGUUCCGUCAGCACGGUGGGCGGGCGGAGGCAGAACACGUUCCUGGUGAAGGUGCCAGUGCCGGAGGACAGCCAGGAGGACCAGGAGAGCGGCUCAGAGGCCAGUGACUCGGUGUCCAACAGCGGCCAGACCAACAACGCCCAGAGCACCCAGAACGUCACCCUCAUCACCCUCAACUCAGAGGGUACGGCCCUGUCAGAACACGUGCACACAUACACAGAAACCAAGAAACACGCACACACAAACACAUACUGAAACACACACGCGUGUCCCAAACGUGGCUUAAAGUGUGUAAAGAACAAGUCACUUGAUGAACUGUUCAUCGUUGUGAAUCCGGCUGGAGUCUUAUCAGUGAGACGGAUACCAUCAAACAAAUUUGAACUCAAAGGCAGCUUGACUUUGAUUUGUGAAUGUGAUAUGUUGCCUGGCUACUUCUGCCUUAAUUGCCAAAUACUACCACCUGUCUUGGUGUAUAAUGGUGCUGUGUUGAUGUGUAGUGAUGUUUCACUAUCAUUACCAGCGUAGACAUCUGUGGUGAGGCAUCUGUGGUAGCUAUUGUCUCACUCGGACUUGUUUUGAAGUCUUCUAGGAUGAUGUCUCGGGACUCAGCGGCUUUCCCAGUAGUCACGGACAAGCCUGAGGAGAGGAAAGGUUUUUAUGAUUGAGCAAAGUUUCUGACUACAGCGCAUGCUGUUGUUUAUGUUGUUUGGGCUGUUUUGAGUGGUUCCUUGGUUAGCUUCAAAGACGUUCCUUUGGCAUACAUUCAUUUAUUUGCAGCUGCAAGUUUACAUGACAAUGUGUUUUAGUCAGCAUUAGCCGGAGGGCACCAUGUUUUUCUCCAAAAGGAAACGUGUGUGUGUGUGUGUGUGUGUGUGUGUGUGUGCGAUCCUUCGACCUCCCUGCAUUUUACUCUCUAUAUCAAUGUCACUGUCAGCUGUCUGCCUCUCCACACCUCUCCAUAGACAAAGUGAGCUCUCAGGUUACUAAACUUUAUAUAGAUAUAAUAUAUAGGAAGUCUGAUGUUCCACUGAUCGGUUCCUUGUUGAACUCUGUAAUGCUCCGUGGAGAUGACAUUCUAAUGUUAGAGAAUGUCACACAACAACACUCAUAAUAACCUCCAGAACUGUAUGCCGGUGUAGUCCUGAUGGUCGCCACAAGGUUGUGCUCAAGCGCAAGCAGAGAUUAGGAAGGUGUAGGCCUAUCUGUGAAGUAUUUCAGUGCAUGCACAUGCAUGUGGGAUCUGUGUAUAUACGAAGACUACAAGAAUAAAUAUUCAUAAAACAUUGAGCCCAAAAACCCUCACACAUGAACAGGUGUUAGAUAUAUUACAGCUGCUCUCCCUGACACACACACACACACACACAUAUCCCUACACAUAUCCCUACAUAUCCUCUACCCGCAUGUACAUAUUACCUCAACUACCUCAACUAGCCGGUGCCCCCGCACAUUGACUCUGCAACGGUACCCCCCUGUAUAUAUAGCCUCCCUACUGUCACUUUAUUUUACUUCUGCUCUUUUUUUCUCAACACUUUUUUUUGUUGUUGUUUUAUUUUUACUUUUUUUUGUUUAAAAUAAAUGCACUGUUGGUUAAGGGCUGUAAGUAAGCAUUUCACUGUAAUGUCUGCACUUGUUGUAUUUGGCGCAUGUGACCAAUAAAAUUUGAUUUGAUUUGAUAUACAGUACCAGUCAAAAGUUUGGACACACCUACUCAUUCCAGGGUUUUUCUUUAUUUUUACUAUUUUCUACAUUGUAGAAUAAUAGUGAAGACAUCAAAACUAUGAAAUAACACAUAUGGAAUCAUGUAGUAACCAACAAAGUGUUAAACAAAUCAAAAUAUAUUUUAUAUUUGAGAUUCUUCAAAGUAGCCACCCUUUGCCUUGAUGACAGCUUUGCACACUCUUGGCAUUCUCUCAACCAGCUUCAUGAGGUAGUCACCUGGAAUGCAUUUCAGUUAACAGUUGUGCCUUGUUAAAAGUUAAUUUGUGUCAUUUCUUUCCUUCUUAAUGCGUUUGAGCCAAUCAGUUGUGUUGUGACAAGGUCAGAGGAGACUGCAUGAAUCAGGCCUCCAUGGUCGAAUUGCUGCAAAGAAACCAAUACUAAAGGACACCAAUAAGAAGAAGAGACUUGCUUGGGCCAAGAAACACGAGCAAUGGACAUUAGACCGGUGGAAAUCUGUCCUUUGGUCUGAUGAGUCCAAAUUUGAGAUUUGGGCUUAGUGGGACUAUCAUUUGUUUUUCAACAGGACAAUGACCCAACACACCUCCAGGCUGUGUAAGGGCUAUUUGACCAAGAAGGAGAGUGAUGGAGUGCUGCGUCAGAUGAUCUGGCCUCCACAAUCACCCAACCUCAACCCAAUUGAGAUGGUUUGGGAUGAGUUGGACCGCAGAGUGAAGGAAAAGCAGCCAACAAGUGCUCAGCAUAUGUGGGAAUUUCUUCAAGACUGUUGAAAAGCAUUCCAGGUGAAGCUGUUUGAGAGAAUGCCAAGAGUGUGCAAAGCUGUCAUCUAGGCAAAGGGUGGCUACUUUGAAGAAUCUCAAAUAUAAAAUAUAUUUUGAUUUGUUUAACACUUUUUUUUGGUUACUACAUGAUUCCAUAUGUGUUAUUUCAUAGUUUUGAUGUCUUCACUAUUAUUCUACAAUGUAGAAAAUUGUAAAGAUAAAGAAAAACCCUGGAAUGAGUAGGUGUGUCCAAACUUUUGACUGGUACUGUAUAUAUUUAGUAUAGACACAGACCCACACAUACAACAGACUGGGAGCAGCUUUAGGGGUCAUAUCAUUACCACUAUACUCUUGCCCCCCUCUCUCUUUAUAGAUGACUACCCAGCAGGUACGUGGCUUGGCGACGAGAACAAUGCAGAGAUGCGCGUGCGCUGCCCAGUGUCGCCUGGCGACAUGCUCCACAUCAGCACCAACUGCCGCACGGCGGAGAAGAUGGCGCUGACACUGUUGGACUACCUAUUCCACCGCGAGGUGCAGGCCAUCUCCAACCUGUCGGGCCAGGGCAAGCACGGCAAGAAGCAGCUCGACCCACUCAUGAUCUACGGCAUACGCUGUGAGUCACGCACACCUACACACUCACUCCAUUACUCACACUGCUGUUUAACCCUGUCCUGACUAAGCGGGGGGGGAGGGGGUCAUUUAGGGUAAUUUAGCUAUUUUAGUUUUAAGACCCCCUGAAGUAUAAAUAUAUAUAUAUAUAUAUAUAUAUAUAUAUAUAUAUAUAUUUGCUAAAAAACAUAUUUUUGGCCUUACUGCUAUUAGCCCAUACAAACGCAUUUAAUAACAGGUUCACUACAUUUUGUUUUACAUGUAUUUACAGUGCAUUCGGAAAGUAUUCAGACCCCUUCCCUUUUCCACAUUUUGUUACGUUACAGCCUUAUUCUAAAAUUGAUAAGUAAUGUUUUUCCUCAUCAAUCUACACACAAUACCCCAUAAUGACAAAGCGAAAACAGGUUUUUAGAAUUUUUUGCAAAUGUAAUCCUUAUUUACAUAAGUAUUCAGACCCUUUGCUAUGAGACUCGAAGUUGAGCUCAGGUGCAUCCUGUUUCCAUUGAUCAUCCUUGAGAUGUUUCUACCUUGAUUGGAGUCCACCUGUGGUAAAUUGAAUUGAUUGGACAUGAUUUGGAAAGGCACACACCUGUCUAUAUAAGGUCCCACAGUUGACUGUGCAUGUCAGAGCAAAAACCAAACCAUGAUGUCGAAGGAAUUGUCCUUAGAGCUCCGAGACAUGAUUGUGUUGAGGCACAGAUCUGGGGAAGGGUACCAAAAAAUGUCCCCAAGAACACAGUGGCCUCCAUCAUUCUUAAAUGGAAGAAGUUUGGAACCAACAAGACUUCAUGGAGCUGGCCGCCCGGCCAAACUGAGCAAUCGGGGAAGAAGGGCCUUGGUCAGGGAGGUGACCAAGAACCUGAUGGUCACUCUGACAGAGCUCCAGAGUUCCUCUGUGGAGAAGGGAUAACCUUCCAGAAGGACAACCAUCUCUGCAGCACUCCACCAAUCAGGCCUUUAUGGUAGAGUGGCAAGACGGAAGCCUCUUCUCAGUAAAAGGCAUAUGACAGCCCGCUUGUAGUUUGCCAAAAGGCACUUAAAGGACUCUCAGACCAUGAGAAACAAGAUUCUCUGGUCUGAUGAAACCAAGAUUGAACUCUUUGGCCUGAAUGCCAAGCGUCAUGUCUGGAGGAAACCUUGCACCAUCCCUACGGUGAAGCAGGUUGGUGGCACCAUUAUGCUGUGGGGAUGUUUUUCAGUGGCAGGAACUGGGAGACUAGUCAGGAUUGAGGCAAAGAUUAACGGAGCAAAGUGCAGAGAGAUCCGUGAUGAAAACCUAUGCCAGAGCACUCAGGACCUCAGACUGGGGCGAAGGGUCACCUUCCAACAGGACAACGACCCUAAGCAUACAGCCAAGACAACGCAGCAGUGGCUUCGGGACAAGUCUCUGAAUGUCCUUGAGUGGCCCAGCCAGAGCCUGGACUUGAACCCAAUCGAACAUCUCUAGAGACUUGAAAAUAGCUGUGCAGCGACGCUCCCCAUCCAACCUGACAGAGCUUGAGAGGAUUUGCAGAGAAGAAUGGGAGAAACUUCCCAAAUACAGGUGUGCCAUGCUUGUAGCGUCAUACCCAAGAAGACUCCAGGCUGUAAUCGCUGCCAAAGGUGCUUCAACAAAGUACUGAGUAAAGGGUCUGAAUACUUAUGUAAAUGUGAUAUUUCCGUUUAAAUGUUUUUAUACAUUUGCAAAAAUAUAUAAAAGCCUGUUUUUGCAUUUUCUUUAUGGGGUUGUGUAGAUUGAAGAGGUAAAAAACGAUUUCAUCCAUUUUAGAAUAAGGCUAUAACGUAACAAAAUGUGGAAAAAGUCAAGGGGUCUGAAUACUUUACGAAUGCUCUGUAACCCCUUAUUUUUGGCACUAAACAGUCUCCAUAUACUUCCAUGAUAUUUUUCAACUGGUACCGGGGGACCUUCAGACGAGUCUUGUGAGGCCUGUGGGCGUCCUAGAGCUAAACGUGUUCGUGAGAGUCUCACCUUUCCACAGAGGGGUCAUAUUAGUGUGUUGCCCAAAGUGUUCAGACUCAACAGACAGAAGUUGGCAGGUCGGCUGUACCUUCAGACGAGUCCCAAGAUGCUUGUGGGGGUCUAAGAGGAAAACGGAGAACACCAUCGUGUUCGUGAGAGUAUUUCUUUCCAUAGAGGGGUCAUAAUCGUUUUGUAGGCCAAACCGUUCAGACGCUACAGACAAUUCUUUUGAGAAGACUGAUUUAUGGGAUGUCUCAUGGUCUGACAAACACCACUCUAGCUCUGUCACCUUUCACCGCAGAUGCGGAAGUGCGACAUCGGUGGAGGUGGUGGAUUGAGACGCAUCCAAUAAAAAAACAAGUUAUCUAGCUUAAACUAACAGAUGUAUUUAUUAUGUGUUUUAUUAUUAUUAUUAUGCUAAUUAGAUUUCCGCUGUGGCGUGGACAUUGACUCCAAGGGUUAACCAACUGACAGAAAACCAUCUAACUGACCAUAAAAUUCCCUUCCGUUGACCAGGGAGUGAGACAGCGGAGGGAGGGAGGGGAGACAGGGGAAGGGAGGGCAGACAGAGGGGGGGGGGGGGGGAGCGGAAGGGAGGGGAGAAAGCAGAUGGGAGAGGGGAGGGAGGGGAGACGGCGGAGGGAAGACAGCGGGAGGGGAGAGGGGACAGCGGAAGGGAGGAAGGGGAGGGGAGACAGCAGAUGGGAGACAGCAGAGGGGAGGGAGGGGAGACGGUGGAGGGGAGACAGCUAAAAGGAGGGAGGGGAGACUGCAGAGGAGAGGGCGUUUUUAUGGCUUAUAAGUGUUGACAGUGCUGAAUAAAAUCUUAAACAUGAACUCACUCAUAAAAACAUUAGCUCUUUGCUGUAUUCAUUGACAGUCUCUCUCUAGUCAUGUUUUUUAAAGUUUUGAAAUCUCACACAGUAGAGACGACUAUCAACUUCGCUGUGGGCUGGUAGAAGCUGUCUUUUUUGCCAUUUAUGAAUGUGUGUUAUUCAAUCUGUUUCUCUGCGCUAUAGUAGCAAAGGUCAAAUUCAAUAUUUUAGCAAAUCAUUUAAAAAAAUUAUUUGAUACCUAAAGGGGUCCUAAAAUUCUAAAUCAAAUAGCUGAAUGAUCCAUAGUAUGACCAUCUUAAAACAAUUACAUACCUCCCCCCAACGUCUUAGACUUACAGGGGUUAAUCGAGGUAGAAAGAAGUUAUCAACUCUGUCACGCCCUCAAACCAGCUAUUAACACCCCGCUAACGUAACCGCACUCUCUCACAUACUAUAUACACACUUACAUUGUAUAGGGGCAUGUGUCAGGGAUUAGGAUGAUAUGUGGUACUAUCAGAGUACCUGACCACUUGUACCUUGACCACCAGAUUUAGAAUCUAUCUAGAGUUUUCAGUGGUUCUGACAUUUUGAUACCUCAGGCAGAGUUUCAUUGAUAGUGGGACAAGGUUGCACUGUACAAACUACACACACAGACUUGGCAUGAACUGCUGUCCAUCCUAAGCAAUGCAUGUGACUUAUACUACCUUGUCAUGGUGAGUUAGCUUUAGUUUAAGAUUACAAUGGUUAUCUUAAGAUUGUUAAAUUACAUGACCCUGAACUGAUGUGCCCUCUGUCGUUGUUUCCCUCAGGUCACCUGUUCUAUAAGUUUGGCAUCACUGAGUCGGACUGGUACCGUAUCAAGCAGAGCAUUGACUCCAAGUGUCGCACUGCGUGGAGACGCAAGCAGCGCGGCCAGAGUCUGGCGGUCAAGAGCUUCUCCAGACGUAGCACCAACGCACCGGGAAGCUCAGGUAAUUCCUGGAAAUAGCAAGCACACACACACGCAGACACACAUGCACACACAGACACACACAUAGCUUUUCACUUAUGCGUAUGUAAGGAACCCAGCGAGUAGUGCAGAUGCAGAGUGUAGCAGAUGGUUAUAAUCUCCACAACACAACAACGCCUCCUGUCCUCCCCUCCCUGAGAUCCAUCACCUCUCACCCCUGACCGGAGAGAGUGGGACAGCAGGGGAAACCCAAAUAUCCUGUGAGCCCACUGUGUGUACAUUAUACAGUCACAGCCCGCUCUCCUCCCUGGCCACACACACCCCACCAGAGCACACACAGCACUGUAAACUAAACACACACACACUCAAACAGCACACACAGCACUGUAAAAUAAACACACACACACAUCUACCAGAGCACACACACCCCAGAGAAAGUUCUCUCGCACUCCCCUUAGUAAAACUGCUUCAACAUUAAACUAAUGGGCUGGAAAGAGGUGACUGGGUCUGUUUUUAAACAGUUAUUUAUUAAUGAACGGGGAGAGAGGGCUAACACAAAGUACAGUCUCCACGAGCCACCUGGCUCUCGCCUCACUGUCAAUAACUGGGCUGGGGAUAAUUUACAUACUGCAGUACUUGGACUGUGUCUCAAAUGGCACCCUAAUCCCUAUAUAGUGCACUACUUUUGACCAGGGCCCAUAGGGCUCUCUCUGGUCAAAUGUAGUGUGCUAUAGGUAACUGCCAACAUAAAGGAAACUCCAACAUAAAGUGUCUAAAUAGGGUGUUGGGCCGCCACGACUCAGAACCGCUUCAAUGCACCUGGGCAUAGAUUCUACUAGUGUCUGGAACUCUAUUGGAGGGAUCUGACACCAUUGUUCCACAAGAAAUGCCAUUAUUUGGUGUUUUGUUGAUGGUGGUGGAAAACGCUGUCUCAAGCGCCGCUCCAGAAUCUCCCAUAAGUGUUCAAUUGGGUUGAGAUCUGGUGACUGAGACCGCCAUGGCAUAUGGUUUACAUCGUUCUCAUGCUCAUUAAACAAUUCAGUGAACACUCGUGCCCUGUGGAUGGGGGCAAAGUCAUGGUAGCCAAAAUAAUGGCCACAAAUACUGACCUGCCCAGCAUUUUUAUAUAUGACCCUAAGCAUGAUGAGAUGUUAAUUGCUUAAUUAACUCAGGAACUUCACCUGUGUGGAAGCACCUGCUUUCAAUAUACUUUUUAUCCCUCAUUUACUCAAGUGUUUCCUUUAUUUUGUCAGUUACCUGUACAUAAGGUAAAGGGUGCCAUUUGGGACAUAGCCAUGGUCAUGCUGAAGGACAGGAGAAAGAACUCGCUGGCAGUAAACACAACACGUCUAUGAUAUGAGCUGUACCAAGCAGAUAUCUGUGCUACAUAUGUUUUGUAUAUCAUGAUAUUAUUAUUUUGAGUGAAUUCUUUAGGCCUACUUUGUUACUUCUCAUUGUGGUGGGAUUUCCUCAAUGUAGGCCUACAUCAAUCUAGCAACAAUUCUCAUAGCGAGCAGGCACACACGCAUGCACCAGUGUAAACACACACACACACACACUGAGAUAAUAGGUGAAGCUGUGGUGGGCCGAUGGGGGACGUUAUGGGCUGUGGGCUGUGGGUGUGAUAGUGGUGGGUGUUUAGACUGAGGCUGGGGGUUUGUGUUUGGCUGCAGGGUCAUGUGUGUAUUUUGAAUUGCUAGCUUGAGAGUCCUUGUGUUAUUUAGACAUGUUUGAUACAGUAUAAACACACGGCAUCAUCCAGCAGAUGGGCCCAGUUUUCCAAAAGCCUCUUAAGGCUAAAGUUCAUCAUUAGAACCUUCGUAGGGGUAUCGUUUCCAAAAACAAAAAAAACGCUCGUUAUUUACCGACUGCCUCAGACCACUCGUAGAGCAGUUAAGUGCAUGUUUAGAUGCAUUUCCCCCAGAAUAUCUCUACUGAACAUAAAUCAAGAUGUUUCUGUCUCUCUGUGACCGCCGAUAACUUCACAACGAAGUUGACUACAAAUACAAAGUUACCAAUGUCUUUGCAGUUGUUACAAACAAGCGAAGGAUAAAAAGAUGCUUGAAAUGAAAACCGAGAUGACUGCAAUAAAAGAUAAAUAGCCUACCAAAAGUAUAGGUUACAUAGGCCUAUAUAUUUCAAUGAUAUUAAAAUCAAUUUCAUGUCCAUUCAAUUUAGUUUUAUUUGGCUAUUUGGCUACUGUCUGUAUUUUUUUGCCUCAAUAUAUUUGAUGAUGUGUAGCCUAACAGGUGUGCCAAAUCUUGAUUUAGUGCAAUAUUAUUGGGUAAGCAUUAGAAUAAGUUGCCUCAAUAUUUGCAUCCAUAGGUGAUAAUAUCUCUCUAGGACGUGAUCCGUCAUCAGUAUUGUGGAAUAAUUAUAAUGUUACGGUAAGAUUUUAAUGGAGAAAGCUGAUCCGAGAGCAGCGCUGCCUUUCUUUCGAACCUGUCAUUAUCGACACAUGCCUCAAUGAGGCACUUAGCGAACGUUCUUUCUGCGUGGUGUUUUGGGAAACACAUGUUACAUCUUCGGCCAUUGCAGGAAAGAUACAGUGAGGGAAAAAAGUAUUUGAUCCCCUGCUGAUUUUGUACGUUUGCCCACUGACAAAGAAAUGAUCAGUCUAUAAUUUUAAUGGUAGGUUUAUUUGAACAGUGAGAGACAGAAUAACAACAGAAAAAUCCAGAAAAACGCAUGUCAAAAAUGUUAUAAAUUGAUUUGCAUUUUAAUGAGGGAAAUAAGUAUUUGACCCCCUCUCAAUCAGAAAGAUUUCUGGCUCCCAGGUGUCUUUUAUACAGGUAACGAGCUGAGGUUAGGAGCACACUCUUAAAGGGAGUGCUCAUAAUCUCAGUUUGUUACCUGUAUAAAAGACACCUGUCCACAGAAGCAAUCAAUCAAUCAGAUUCCAAACUCUCCACCAUGGCCAAGACCAAAGAGCUCUCCAAGGAUGUCAGGGACAAGAUUGUAGACCUACACAAGGCUGGAAUGGGCUACAAGACCAUCGCCAAGCAGCUUGGUGAGAAGGUGACAACAGUUGGUGCGAUUAUUCGCAAAUGGAAGAAACACAAAAUAACUGUCAAUCUCCCUCGGCCUGGAGCUCCAUGCAAGAUCUCACCUCGUGGAGUUGCAAUGAUCAUGAGAACGGUGAGGAAUCAGCUCAGAACUACACAGGAGGAUCUUGUCAAUGAUCUCAAGGCAGCUGGGACCAUAGUCACCAAGAAAACAAUUGGUAACACACUACGCAGUGAAGGACUGAAAUCCUGCAGCGCCCGCAAGGUCCCCCUGCUCAAGAAAGCACAUAUACAGGCUCGUCUGAAGUUUGCCAAUGAACAUCUGAAUGAUUCAGAGGAGAACUGGGUGAAAGUGUUGUUGUCAGAUGAGACCAAAAUCGAGCUCUUUGGCAUCAACUCAACUCGCCGUGUUUGGAGGAGGAGGAAUGCUGCCUAUGACUCCAAGAACACCAUCCCCACCGUCAAGCAUGGAGGUGGAAACAUUAUGCUUUGGGGGUGUUUUUCUGCUAAGGGGACAGGACAACUUCACUGCAUCAAAGGGACGAUGGACGGCGCCAUGUACCGUCAAAUCUUGGGUGAGAACCUCCUUCCCUCAGCCAGGGCAUUGAAAAUGGGUCGUAGAUGGGUAUUCCAGCAUGACAAUGACCCAAAACACACGGCCAAGGCAACAAAGGAGUGGCUCAAGAAGAGGCACAUUAAGGUCCUGGAGUGGUCUAGCCAGUCUCCAGACCUUAAUCCCAUAGAAAAUCUGUGGAGGGAGCUGAAGGUUCGAGUUGCCAAACGUCAGCCUCGAAACCUUAAUGACUUGGAGAAGAUCUGCAAAGAGGAGUGGGACAAAAUCUCUCCUGAGAUGUGUGCAAACCUGGUGGCCAACUACAAGAAACGUCUGACCUCUGUGAUUGCCAACAAGGGUUUUGCCACCAAGUACUAAGUCAUGUUUUGCAGAGGGGUCAAAUACUUAUUUCCCUCAUUAAAAUGCUAAUCAAUUUAUAACAUUUUUGACAUGCGUUUUUCUGGAUUUUGUUGUUGUUAUUCUGUCUCUCACUGUUCAAAUAAACCUACCAUUAAAAUUAUAGACUGAUCAUGUCUUUGUCAGUGGGCAAACGUACAAAAACAGCAGGGGAUCAAAUACUUUUUUCCCUCACUGUACAUCGUUAAAACACUUGUAAGCCUAAGUUCCCUCGCUAUCGGGAAACCUGGCCUAUGCCAAGUGUUCCUUCAGAGGUGAAUGGGGCUGGGUAACUUCUAUCCAGAGUAUAUUUUCUACCACACCUUACUGUUGUUAACUCAUCUGCCCUGUGCUCAUGCCCAGAGGGUGGCGCUGUGGUGGAGGCAGCCCAACAGACUCUACACUACACCCUGGCCAACCAGGCUGUCCAGCAGGUCCAGAUCCACCGCAUAGGAGAGGAUGGACAGGUGCAAGUGGUGAGUGUCACUGUCUCCCCCCUCUGUCUGCGUCUCCUCUCUCCUUCCAUCGCGCUCUCUCUCUCUCCUUCCUGCCCUACUACCCAAUUUCUCUGAUAAUCUCUCUCAUCCUCUUUCGCUUUCCUCUCAAUCUCUAACCGGACCUAUUUCUUUCUUGGGCCUCGUAGCUCUCUUCUUUUUCUCUCUUUCUCCUCUCGUGAUCCCGCUUUCAUUUCUAUCUGUCACUCUUUUCCCCUCUCCUCUUUUGCACUACCUAUCUCUCUGCCUUCUGUCUCGAUUCUCUCUGUCUUGUUCUGGUUCUAUCACACUCUCCUUCUCUCCACACAAACACACACACACACAACCCUCCUCCAGUUCCUUAGUCAUCUGAGAGUCCCAGAGUGAGUCUCUUAUCUAUGUUGUGUGGGUAGAUCACCUCACCCUACUACACUGAGACUGUCCACCGCUCCACAGGAAGACAGUGUGUCAAUGUAGCAGAGUUCCAUCAUGCUCAGGGAUUUGAUUGGACAACCUUAUACAGCUGUAGGGGUCAGAGGUCACACUCAGGCCCACUACAUCACUAUGGGUGGGUGGGCCAACAGGAAGUAACCUGUGUCUGAUCACUUCCUGUUCCCUGUGCAUCUUCAUGGAGUCACACUGUGGCACUAUUCCAAUGUCCACACUAUUACUUAGAAAGAAGAAAUGUGCUUUGACCUUUCAGUGUUAAUGAGGUAAAGGACCUACAAGUAAAUCUUAUGUAUGCCAUUCAAAUGUGUUGAAGCCCAACUAAGGAGCAAGUACUGUACUACUCCGAGAUCUCACCUCUUCCACCGGGCUGGAAUGUGUUAUUGAGUGAAGCAGCAGCUUGUGCUAUCAUGCCAACUCUGUGUUACUUAUUGUCAUGCCAAAUUGGGGGAAAAUUAUGUUUAUAAGCUAUUUGAAGAUUGCUGUGAGGCCAGUCAGACUGUUUGGCUUGACAAUGACAGCCAAAUAGUUGGCAAGAGCACAAACAGAUCUGGGACCAGGCUAGCAGGUUGACUCUGUCGUAAAUGUUUAUACGUGGUAUAGAGGCAGAGAGCAUUACUGGAAAUACUGCUAAUAUUAUAUUCUCUGUCAGGUCCGUGCCCCGUGCACACUAAAACGCUUUCUGGAACCGGUUUCUCAAAAAUGGACGAGUGUAGUAAUGCAUAAAAAGACAGGCUAAGAACAGACUAAUGCUGGAAUUCCACCCUUGCCGACCAAAAAAAAAAGAAAGUAAACAAUCAUUAUUUGUGUUUCAAAUGAAAAGUCCAGUUUAGUUGUGAGUCAAAAUCCAAUGAAAAUGCAACAUUACACCAUUGUCAGACUUUUCGAUUGAUCUUCCUGGUAAACUUCUACUCUGCUUUUAUUCAAAGCUGAUCAGUCCCUCGUGUUAUUAAAGAGGAAGAGGGAGGAGAGGAAGUGGUAUUAGUGAGUAGACCUGGGUUCAAAUACUAUUUUAACUAAUUUAAAUACUCAAUCUGUUUAUAAUUGAGCUUGCCUGGCUUAAUGGACAAAUGUAAUAGAUGGGCUUUUAAGUUUUAGGACUAUCUGGCACUCCAGGCAGGCUAGAGCAAACGUUCAAAGUACAUUUUUGAAAGAUUUAAAAUGGCAUCGGACUCCAGUCCUCGAGUACCCCCAAUAGCACACAUUUUUGUUGUUACCUCUGACAAACUCAACUGAUUCAACUAAUCAAGGGCUUGAUGAUUAGUUGACAAGUUGAAUCUGGUGUGCUUGUACAGGGCUACAACAAAAAUGUGUGCUGUUGGGGGUACUCAAGGUCGGACUGGAGUUGGUAAACACUGUUCUAGAGUAUUAGCGGGUGCAUCCGAGCCUAAUGGUACGAGUGCUUUCAAGCCUUUAGGAAAUGUAAAGCAUAUGAUCUGUCACGCAGCGACUGCAGCGGGGCUCAGACUAGUGGCUGAUGGUGGAGGGGUGAGAGUGGACUCACUAACUGUAUGUGUUAACGGUGCCAGAAGAGUAGUGCACAUUAUAGUACAUACACAAGAGAGGGGGAGGGGCGGGGAGGGAGGAGGUGAGUCGGGGGGAGGAGGGCGGAUGGAGGGCUUUCGGGAGGGAGGGAGGGCGGGCGGGGCGGGAGGGGGGGGGAGGCGGGGGGAGGGAGGGAGGAGGGGGGAGGAGGAGGAGGAAGGGGAAGGAAGGAAGGAAGGUUUUCUUUCUGUAUAGGCAGGAAGGCCCGGCAGGUCUUUUUUCGUCUGUAGGCAUGAAGGGAAGGAAGUCAGGAAGGCCUUCCUUCCGUUCCUAUCCUUCCUUCUUCCUUCGGCAGUAUCCUUCACUUCCUUCCUUCUUCCUGUCCGUGCCUUCCGGUUCCUUCCUUCUCUUGCCUUCCUUCCUUCCGUUCCUUUCCCUUCCUUCUUCCUUCCUCCUUCCUUCACUUCCUUCCUUCCUUCCUUCAUCUUGUUCUCUCUCGCCAUUAUCAGAUCCCUCAGGGACAUCUCCACAUUGCCCAGGUGCCACAGGGGGAAGAGGUGCAGAUCACACAGGACAGUGAGGUAAGUGUUUCUGUCUGUUUGUCUGUCCGUCCAUCUGUUUGUCUGUCUGUCUAUCCGGGUAUCCCAGUCAGUAAAUCGAAAGUGCAUGGUAAUAGUCAGUAAUGGUAGCAAGUAUUAAAGUCAUUAGGCAGGAGUUCACCACAAGCAGAUGUUAAGAGUGCUUGUUUAGAUCUACUGCGUGCUUAUGCAUGGGUUAUUAUACUAUUUGUUUCCACAUAAUACCCAGAUGGCCCGUGUCUCUCACCAGACAGCCUUGCAUGCACACAAUGGAUUGGCUCUAUAAGAAUCUUUCACAAAACCACACCAAGUGUCUGAGAAAGAAUUCUCUGCCUCAGCAUCAUAGUUAAACAUUUUGUUUAAUAAGAUGUGGGGGGAGAGAUAUUUAUUUCAAGGCGCCACUGCGCGUGCACACACACUUGAGUAGACAAACACGUUUGUGUAUAUUCAAGUUUGUGUGUAUAUAUGAGCGUUCAUUUAUACACACAAACUUGAAUAUACACACGCACGCACAAACACACAUACACUUGAAUACUCACUCAAGCACAAAAACAUGCCUAAACCUCACUCACAAACAAAUAAAUAAACACCUGCACUCAUGCAAAUAGGGCUGACACACUGACCAGGUAUUCUACAGAGGUUCUUAACCAAUACAAGCAGGGAGAAGGAGAGAGCGAGAGAGACGGAGGAAGAAAAGCUUGAAAAGCCUUUCUGCUCUUUGUGAUUGGAUGCCAGAAAAGUAUUUUUUUUGUCUCCUUCCCACUGGAUGAUCUUGUUUGUUUUGGGAGUUCAAAGCUUAGCAACAAAAUCCCACUUCUCCUAACUGCCACUCACAGUGUGUGUUUUCAUUAGGAAUGGGGCCCUCCUCAUCAAAGCGAUUGGUUUCAUCAUGUUGGAGAAGGAAAUUAGGCUAUUUGGGAGAGAUUACCAUGCUGCCUGUCCAUAUGGCAGCUCAGACAGCAUUGGAUAUGAAUGAAAUACAAUUAGGAAGGAAAAUAGCACAGAGGGAAUAAAUGGCGCUUAUUUGGGCUUGUUUUUCAUGUGGUGUUGCCAAUGUCAAGUGACUGUGAUGCUGUCUGAAUUCUCUCUCUCUCUCUCGCUCUCUCUCUCUCUCGCUCUCGCUCGCUCUCGCUCUCUCUCUCGCUCUCUCUCGCGCUCUCUCUCUCAGGGGAAUCUUCAGAUCCACCAGGUGCAUGUUGGGCAGGAUGGACAGGUAAGUCCCUACAGUAACUCUCCCCUCAUAUUUUACCCCCAAGCUUCAUCACGGAAAACAUUUAGCAAUGGAACAUGUGAACUAGUGGUUCUUAUUGGACGAGUCCAUGUAGCCCAUCCCUGUUUCAGGCCGUUUUGUUCUGUUUGGUGCCUAAUGAAUACGACCCAUGGAGGUUUAGUUUAGUUCCCAAAUUCUUCAUUACUUCUGGGUUACCUCCAUGUGCUGGUCCUCCUCUUUCCUGUGGAUCCUUCAAACACACAUAGAGAGGAGCUACAGUAUUUCUCCAUCCCUGUUUGGCCUGCCUGUCUGUGUGUCUCGCUCUCUCUCUCAAAUGUCUUUCUAUCUAAUUGUUCCCUUUCUCUCUCUCGGUCUUAUGUUUCUCUCUGUCGUACCCUGUUUGCCUCUCUCUCUCUCAUGUCUUUCUCUCCUUCCCUCCCUCUCUCACUCUGUCUUACCCAGCCUCUCUCGCCGUCUGUCUCACAUGCUUUCUCAACUUCCUGUCAGUCUUUCUCCUCCUCUGUCCAUCCCUCCCUUCUCUCUUUGUGGGUAGAGGAAGGGAUGGUGUGUAUGAUACAGAGGGCCCUGUUCUUCCUGUUUCUCUGUUCUUUCCUCUGGGAUCAAAGAGAGCCUCCUGAUCAAAGCACCAGGGCUGUGUGAUGAUCACAGAUCACACAUCACAGAUGGGCGCUGUGCAGACCAGGCAUUAUUUAAUAUUCAUGAUCUCAUUGCGAUCGUCUAGAAGCCUGGCCGUAGAGGAAGUGGCUCACACUCUUUCUCACGCUCCCUAGACUGUUUUUCUCUUUGAGGAUAGGUGCGUGUGUGCACAGCACCGAUUGUGUGAAGUUUAACUCCUUCUCAGCUUAUGAGAACAGUUUUUACUAAACCCAAGCUAUUUUUCAGCCAAUUAGCUCACCCCUUAUUCCAAGGUGCUCUCUGCGUUUGGAAAGGAGCGAGAGUUGGGUAAGGAACUCCAACAGACCUGGCAACUCCAAACUCUAGAUUGGAGUUAAUGGCCCUAGGGGUGCCAAUGGUACUUUCCACAAAUGGUAGUUUAUCAGUUAUCAACCAAUAUUCAACUCCAGCUGUUCUCAGUAUCUCCAUAACUCCUUGAACUCAGUGAUAUUAAAAUGAGUGCGAAUUAAAAAUCUAGCCUGGAUGCCAGUCUGUUUCUGCUCUUUUGCCAACUCCUUAUGGAAUUAUUAUUCCAAACAUGUUGUUGACUUUGACAAUGGAGAAGGCAAAAGCACUAACAGAUCUGGGACCAGGCUAGCUUGGAUCAGAGUUAUUGGAGCCAUUUGUCUGUUCUAGUCAGGGCCUCAGUGUGAGUCUCUUUAAUGACACCUGUGUGUGUGUGUGUGGCAUGGUUUUGGUUUAUAUUAGAUCUGCAUUUCAAGCAUUCAUUGUUUUUUAUAUUAUUAUUUUCCGGUUGCACAUGUGUUCUCAUUUCCACAGAUUGAGGUAUUCGUCCCUUACCCCUUACAGAAACACACUCUUGCACGCAUACACACAAACACACACAGACGGAGACACACAUACACACUGAGACGGAGACACACACACAUGGAGACACACACACACACUGAGACGGAGACACAAACACACACAUCCUCAGAUGAACCGGUCGUUGAGUCCGGUGGGCGUGACGGCACAGCAGCAUUCCGGACUGUUUCUCUUUUGUAUCUUGGCUCCGGUUACGACUCUGUUCUUGUUCUGAAUUUGAAGCCGCCUUAACCCAAGUUCUACAGUAGUUGUACAACCCUGUUUCCGAUGUUAUUCAGCAAUAACGUGUUGUUAACUCUUAGGCUUUCUGCCAGUACGUCUCACUUGUCAGGUUAGGGCUGGUUCCUCAUCGGUUUGACUAUCAAAUGCGCGCACACACACACACACACACUCACACACCAACCAUCGCGGCAUGUAGCCUAGUGGUUAAGAGCAUUGGGCCAGUAACCGAAAGGUCGCUGGUUCGAAUCCCCGAGCUGGCAAGGUGGAAAAAUCUGUAGUUCUGCCCUUGAGCAAGGCAGUUAACCCCCAACAACAACUGCUCACCGGGCCCUGAUGACGUGGACGUCGAUUUAAGUCAGCCCCCCACCUCUCUGAUUGAGGGGUUGGGUUAAAUGCAUAAGACACAUUUCGGUUGAGUGCAUUCUGUUGUGCAGUUGACUAGGUAUCCCCCUUUCCCACCCACCCACCGCAACACACUCCUCUGUUAGCCUGAUGUAAAACACCAACUACUGCCAUUAACACUAGCUCCUGCCACACUGUGUAAACAUUUGACUAAGUCCCACUGAAGAGCAGAGUGUGUCUUAGAUCUAAUUGUCCCUCACAGUGCCAGAGUGUCGCUGAUGCAGUGUCUCAAAUGGCGCUCUAUCCCCUAUUUUAUAGAGUACUACUAGUGCACUACAUAGGGAAUAGGGUGCCAUUUGGGACGCACCCUAGCUGUGUAUAGGGACUUAAUGAGGCAGGACCUCUAUCCCCCUGGCAGAGCAUGAGAGCCUUGUCCAAUAAAGACCCACUCUUUUAUUUUCCCGCUUAACUUUAUAGCUCGUAUUUUGAUUGUGUCUGUAAAAUGAUAUGAGGCCAGCGCCAAAACAAACACACACUGACGACUUCUUCUAACCUUGUGUUCCAGGUCUGGCUUUUCACACACACACACACACACACACACACACACACAGUGACUCAAGGGUAUCUUCCCCUCCUUGCUAGUGUGUUUUCCCAGGGAGUGAGACAGGAAUAGCACUAGCUGACUCAGACUGACAGUGUUGUUCUCAAAUGAGCCUGGUGUGUUUUUGUGUGACUGAUUGCUUUGAACGUUGAUGCAACCCAGAUCAGAUUAAAGGAAGGACACACACACGGAGAAAGGCACAGAGGAACGGAGCGUGAAGUUGUUUCACUUCUGACUUAUGAGUCACUUACUUAUAAGUGAAGUCAGAUUUCUCAGAAUAACUCGAUUUGAUCGCAUCCCGGAUUGUGUUCUGUUCAUUGUGCGUCGGUAAUGAGGAUUGCUCUAACAUGGUGAGAGCACAGCACACAUUGUCAAAAGACCAUAGAGAAAUGUCAUUGUCCAAUUUGCAGCCUGUCCAUUUGGGUCUGCGCAUGAAUCUACAAGGCCUGUUUCUGAGUACGUAGGCUACAGCUACACUUAGUCUCUGUGUGAUGUCAUUGUUCCUCCAGCGCAGUGGGAUACUGCUCACUCAUGCUUUGUUAGUAUAGCCUAUAUCACACUGCUGGAAGGCCUCCACAUUUCCUCCCUCCCCCCGAUGCUCCCUCUCUCUCUUAUCCGGGGCUCUCCUCGUCCCUCUCUCCCUCCCUCGCUUUUUUCAUCUCCUUCUGUUAUAGAUAGACUGGCCCUAUCAGGCAGCAGGGUGCUUCCCUCUGCAAUGCUCACUUCCUCUUGUCACAGCUGCAGACUGCUGCCCCCUGAGGCCCCCUAGUGACGGGGUGGUUGGUGAGUGUGCGAGGGUGGUGUGUGUGUCCGGGGGUGGGAGGGUGGGUGGUUGCGGGGAUGCUAUGUUUCAUGUGGUGACUGGUGUUUCUGUGGCGGUGGGAUCCACUGUGGUCGUUUAGGACAUUGUGGCUUGUGUAAGGGGCGUGUAUUCUUGGUCCAGACAGAGCAGUUAUAUUAUAGGGCUGUCUCAUUGCAGUGUUGUAUGUGUUACAUACUGGGGGUUGUGACUCCCUGUCAGUGGUCUGCGGGCUAGUUGAUUGGUGAGGGUGGAAGAAGGGCUCUGGGGUUAAAGGGGAACAGAGAGAGGGGAAGACUGCGAUAAGAAUGUUUUAGCCAAACAGAAAGAGUUAAAAAAGCUGAGAGGGGUGCAGACUGACCCCCUGUCUGCUCCCUCCUUGCCCUCUACCCUUCUGUGACGGUACAAAGAUUUACAGUGGCUUGCGAAAGUAUUCACCCCCCUUGGCAUUUUUGCUAUUUUGUUGCCUUACAUCCUGGAAUUAAAAUGGAUUUUUGGGGGGUUUGUAUCAUUUGAUUUACACAACAUGCCUACCACUUUGAAGAUGCAAAAUAUUUUUUCUUGUGAAACAAACAAGACAAAAAAAACUGGAAACUUGAGCGUGCAUCACUGUCCCCCCCCCCCCCCCCCCCCCCCCCCCCAAAGUCAAUACUUUGUAGAGCCACCUUUUGCAGCAAUUACAGCUGCAAGUCUCUUGGGUAUGUCUCUAUAAGCUUGGCACAUCUAGCCACUGGGAUUUGUGCCCAUUCUUCAAGGCAAAACUGCUCCAGCUCCUUCAAGUUGAAUGACUUCCGCUGGUGUACAGCAAUCUUUAAGUCAUACCACAGAUUCUCAAUUGGAUUGAGGUCUGGGCUUUGACUAGGCCAUUCCAAGACAUUUAAAUGUUUUCCCUUUAAAUUUCACAACAUAUACCCAAUACACACAAAACUAGUAAGGAAUGGGAUUUAAGAAUGUGUACACAUAUGGACAAGCAAUGACAGAGCGGCAUGGACUAAGAUACACUAGAAUAUUAUAGAAUUGAAUGCAGUAUAUACAUAUGAGAUGAGUGGUGCAAGAUAUGUAAACAUUAUUAAGGUGACUGUAAACAUUAUUAAAGUGACUAGUGUUCCAUUUCUUAAAGUGGCCAGUGAUUUCAAUAGGCAGCAGCAGCCUCUAAUGUGCUAGUGAUGGCUAUUUAACAGUCUGAUGGCCUUGAGAUAGAAGCUGUUUUUCAUUCUCUCGGUCCCAGCUUUGAUGCACCUGUACUGACCUCGCCUUCUGGAUGAUAGCGGGGUGAACAGGCAGUGGCUCAGGUGGUUGAUGUCCUUGAUGAUCUUUUUGGCCUUCCUGUGACAUCGGGUGUUGUAUGUGUCUUGGAGGGCGGGUAGUUUGCCCCCGGGGAAUCUCCCACAUGCCUUUUGGCGAACACCAAACGUGUUUGCUUAUUUUGUUCUUCAAGCAAUGGCUUUUUUCUGGUCACUCUUCCAUAAAGCCCAGCUCUGUGGAGUGUAUGGCUUAAAGUGGUCCUAUGGACAGAUACUCCAAUCUCUGCUGUGGAGUUUUGCAGCUCCUUCGGGGUUAUCUUUGGUCUCUUUGUUGCCUCUGAUUAAUGCCCUCCUUGCCUGGUCCGUGAGUUUUGGUGGGCUGCCCUCUCUUGGCAGGUUUGUUGUGGUGCCAUAUUCUUUCAAUUUUUUAAUAAUGGAUUUAAUGGUGCUCCGUGGAAUGUUCAAAGUUUUGGAUAUUUUUUCAUAACCCAACCCUGACCUGUUUGGAGAGCUCCUUGGUCUUCAUGGUGCCGCUUGCUUGGUGGUGCCCCUUGCUUAGUGGUGUUGCAGACUCUGGGGCCUUUCAGAACAGGUGUAUAUAUACUGAGAUCAUGUGACAGAUCAUGUGACACUUAGAUUGCACACAUGGUGGACUUUAUUUAACUAAUUAUGUGACUUCUGAAGGUAAUUGGUAGCACCAGAUCUUAUUUGGGGGCUUCAUAGCAAAGGGGGUGAAUACAUAUACACGCACCAUUUUUCCGUUAUUUAUUUUGUAGAACUUUUUGAAAGAAGUUAAUUUUUUCAUUUCACUUCACCAAUUUGGACUAUUUUGUGUAUGUCCAUUACAUGAAAUCCAAAUAAAAAUCAAUUUUAAAUUACAGGUUGUAAUGCAACAAAAUAGGAAAAACGCCAAUGGAGAUGAAUACUUUUGCAAGGCACUGUACUGCUUGCUAAGAGACAGCGGCAUGGUAUAUCACUCACUGUGUGUUUGUGUGUGUGUCGUCGGUCGGUCUGUGCGCUUGUAUGUGUGUGUAACCCUCAUAUUGCUGUUGAGGUAUGGGCAGGGCUGGAUGAUGGAUCCAAAGCACCUGCCACCUGGCUGUCCCAUAAAAGCUCUUUCAUGCUGCUGGAAGAGCAGGCUGGCCUGUGAAACCAUAAAGAGCUACACUUUUACUGCACUCCUCCUCAGCUCUCCUCAGCCCCCCUUAAACCUCUUAUCUGCUCCCCCCUGUCCUCUCUGCUGGGAUCUAACCCAUGCCCUGAUGACCGACUGGAGGAUUCAGAGAUAAAAAGGAAAGGCUGAUGAGAGGGAGAGAAAUUCUGGAAAUGAUGUUCAUGCCGACACUGAGGGGAAAUUGAGAGGCAGGCAGAACUCUGUGUCAUUCAUGCACACACACAGCUAGACACGUACACAAACACACGAUACCCAAUGCCGGUGUGGCACUCCUCACACACACAUAAAAGGAGUGACAGGACGUGCACCUGCUAAAUGAAUAUAUAUAUAUGGUCAUAGAUGUAUACAUUCCUUAAGUGAUACUGAGGUAACCCACUUGGUGCUCAGGCAGGAGGAAGUGGCUUUGAACCCCCCCACAUCCUCUCUCCCCAUCUUUUGCUCUCCCCCCUUCCAUGCAACCUCCGGUAGAGACUCGGGCCAGGCCUCAUCCUGUCAGGCAGAUGUGGCGUAACACCUGGAACGUUCUGACGUUGUGCUCUUGUGGAUCAGCAGUGUGGGAACCGGGUCAGGGAACUGAGUGGUCCCUGCCAGGACGGACGACUGUGUGUCCUGGAGUCUGUCCAGAAACCCAGUCCCCUCUCACUUCCCCAGGCCCGUCUAUCAGUCAGGGGCUUUAAUCACUAGAGAGGAGUGGAAGGGAAAGAAAGAGGGAGGGAGGGAAAGAGAGAGGGAGAAGUGGAUGGGAGGGAGGGGGUGAGGGAAAGAAAGGUAAGUAGCGGGGAAGAAGGAGAGUAAUGGAGAUGCAGAGUAAGUGAUGGGGAGGAUGGGACAGGUAGAGUUAGAGUGACAAGGAAAGGAACAAGUAGGGGUAGAAAUGGAAGUACAGAGUAUGUGAGAGAGCGAGAGGGCGGAUGGGACAGGUAGAGGGACUAGAGGGACAAGGAGAGGUAGAGGGAUGAGAAAAGGGGAAACAGCACCAUACUGUAGUAUGGCUGUUUGGAGCUCCGCUCUCUCUGCUUCUAACACUGGAGUUCUGGGCUGGACUGCACUUAGUUCAUUGCCCAGAGAAUAUAAGAAAAGCACCAGGAGAUUGCACUCGAACUAGUAAAUGCCAUUGGCAGCGUGGAGUGUGUGUGUGACACUGACCAUACCAAUCACUCAUUGGUAGUUCUAUUUAUCGUUAAGGUAAUUUAUCGCAAAAUUGAUGUUUGUCCAGCUCUACUGUUACUGAUGUCUAACACACAGAGCAGAUGCUGGGGUGUUCUACAGGGUUAAGAACAUAAGACACUCCGGAUCGAACCGCUGGACCACAGCCUGAAUUGUUAUUUAAUCUUCCUAUUUCUCCCUGUCCAAGAAUGUGGGAGGGAGGGAGGGAGUAAAUUACAUCCAUAAGGGGAGGGGAAGAGAGAGUUGCAUACUUGGAAACAGUGUAAUGUACAUACAGAGAGAUGUAUGUUUUAUAUCCAUGUUUGUGUAAUGCAUGUUAGCGGUGUAGGAUUUAAAGCUUGUGCUAUUAAAGAGGUUCCCCUUUCAAAAGAGCCUUGUUUUAAUAGGGAGUCUGCACUGUCUCCAAUAGACCUAUGGCAUUAUAGGAGGACGAUAAGGGGCUUUCCUCUCAGAUCACAGAUCACUCUGUAGAUAUCCGAGAUCAAAGAUGGAGAUCACAGAUCGCAUGUCAAAAUAUGUCUGUCUACUGUCUAGUUGGUGUAUGCUGUGUUGGUGUUCAUAUCAUGUCCCCAGUAGUGUGUCGUCCCCUGGGCAGAUACGAUCUGUGGAGCCUGCCCGGCUCCCUGGUAGUGUGUUAA